Pyrgilauda ruficollis (rufous-necked snowfinch) is the source of this 1936-nucleotide messenger RNA. Its product is annotated as ubiquitin-conjugating enzyme E2 variant 1. Bases 16 to 522 code for a protein of 168 amino acids. The transcript has 3 exons. Gene Ontology annotation, biological process: DNA damage tolerance; protein K63-linked ubiquitination. Gene Ontology annotation, cellular component: nucleus. Lineage: Eukaryota; Metazoa; Chordata; Aves; Passeriformes; Passeridae. The record is from RefSeq and is a predicted model, not a curated record.
AAUGUGAUCUGUAAAAUGACCAAAACUAUCAGGGAAAUUACUCUAGCUGUUUCUUCUUUACAAGAUUUCUCAACGGAAUAUAUUCUUCUGAUUGUUUCAGGAGUAAAAGUUCCUCGUAAUUUUCGUCUUUUGGAAGAACUUGAAGAAGGUCAGAAGGGAGUAGGGGAUGGAACAGUUAGCUGGGGCCUUGAAGAUGAUGAAGAUAUGACACUUACGAGAUGGACAGGAAUGAUUAUUGGGCCUCCAAGAACAAUUUAUGAAAACAGAAUAUACAGCCUUAAAAUAGAAUGUGGGCCUAAGUAUCCAGAAGCACCUCCAUUUGUAAGAUUUGUAACAAAAAUUAAUAUGAAUGGAGUAAAUAGUUCUAAUGGAGUGGUGGACCCCAGAGCCAUAUCAGUCCUAGCAAAAUGGCAGAAUUCUUAUAGUAUCAAAGUUGUUCUGCAAGAGCUUCGGCGUCUAAUGAUGUCUAAAGAAAAUAUGAAACUUCCUCAGCCACCUGAAGGACAAUGUUACAGCAAUUAAUUAAAAAAAAAACAAAACCAACAUGCCCCCCCUUAUUCAAUUUAAGCUGUCUUCAUUUUCCACAGUAGUAAAUUUUCUAGAUGCAUCUUGUAGACCUCAAAAUACUGGAAAGGAAGUUCCCAUUCAAAGGAAGUUUUUCUUGAGAUACUGUAAAUGAUACUAAUUUUUUUUUUUUUUCAUUUGAAAUAUAAGUUGUGCUAUAACAAAUAAUCCUGUCGUGUAACCACUGUCCACAUAGCUGAACUUCUGGUAUCAGGAAAAGUCUAUUUAAAUUUAUUACUGUCAAGACCAGUGUGGCACAUCCAACCUAACUGUGAAAGGAUCCAUCCCACAAUCACCUUGCUGUGUGUCUGGCCUGGGUUAUUUUUUUCUUUCUCUGUCUUUUGCAAUAGAGUCGAAGCUCAGGGCUAUUUAUUAGAGUAGACACAAAGGUUUUUGCUUCCAGUACUACACUGGGCUGUAUGGACUACUACUGGGGAUGUGUGCUAACCUCAGUCAUCCCUCCCUUUGUGCUCGCUCUAGUAAAGGCUGAAUGUGACUGUGGUCGUUUUUGGGUUUUUAUUAUUUUUUUAAAUGCCCUGAUAAUCUGGGGCAAGCUUUCCUUCUUUCCUUUGGCCAAGGCAUAGAUUGUAUUUCUCUUCCUGGUCUCCCUCACCAGUGACGUGAUCUUUGGGUGAGGGAUUCAGGGUUCUUUUUAUCUCUUCCCUCUUCCCCUCUUUUUAGUGGGGGUGCUGCUUUCUUUUUGCCCCUCUUGGUGACUCUUCUCACCCCUGGCCCAGGGGUGAGCAUCGGGGCAAUAACUUGACCUGUUCCCUCCUGCUUAUCAUUUUGGUUUUGCAACAAAUUUAGUCUUCACCAGCCUGGGAAACAAGAGUAUCUGUUCUGCUGGCAAGCGUGGGUUUCCCUUCCCUGCAGCACCGCUGCCACACCGCCAAGCUGGCCACGGCCGUGCUCUUAGAUAGGCUUUGACGUGGGGAAAAGAGCAGUAAUUUACCAGGAUUGCCCAAACCUUCUGCUGCCAAACUUCAGUGGGGGAGACUCUGCACAGAGAGAUUCUGAACGCGCUCCAGGUACCCUCAAAUCGCUGUGUUUUGGUGCUUUGGAUUGACCCAAGAAUGUCAAUUAACAAAAUGUUGCACUUGCGUUUGCCCCUUCUAAAGAUGUGACAACCACAGACAAAUCAAAUCCGGGUGGUAGAUUUUAUUAGGGUUCUGUAAGUCUUAGAAAUCUCUUCAGUGAAGAUUUUGGGGAAGCGGUGGCACAGCAGAUUAAGGACUUUGAUUGGCUUUGCAUCCUGGCAAAUCACUGCCUUUUCUGGUUUACUCUUCCGGACCACUAACUGCUGCAAUGUGGAUGCAAGCUUACAGGAAACCAACCUAGUGUGUCCUAAGUUUUAUGAAAAAUUCAGUGUUUG